AUGAGCAGAACGGAUGUGGAUUCGGCCAAAAUCGAUGAAAUUAAAUACUACCUUAAGAUAGGUCUAGUCGAUACAUAUCCGAACGUUCUUAUCGAGGGUGAAUCUUGUGAAUCUGUCGAUAAUGAUGAGUCGCAAUGGACGCCAGAUACGUGCACAACCAAUCCUCUUGGUGAACAGUCAUCGACAUGUGAAACUGAUAUACCAUUUGAACUCAGUGAAUGGCUUGUUUUUGAUUCAAGUUUUGAUCGUUACAGAUCCCCUCGUCUCCUCGAAUUUCUUCGUCUCCUUCUCAAUAAAACACAUUAUGCUUCUUAUGCAUCAUAUACAGAUCGAUCUAGUGGAAUGUUUGAGAUUCAUAAACCAAAUGAGGUUGCUACUCUAUGGGAAAAAGUUAAAUCUCGACAAUCAAAUCGAGCAAUGACUUAUGAUAAAUUUGCUCGCGCUAUUCGAUGGUAUUAUAAAUUGGGUGUAAUGGUUAAAACGAACGUUCGAUAUACGUUUCAAUUUGGACCAGGCAUGUCAAGGCUUGAUGAAAACAUGAAUCACAGUAACUGUUAA
Molecule: messenger RNA, 558 nt
Organism: Rotaria sordida
Lineage: Eukaryota; Metazoa; Rotifera; Eurotatoria; Philodinida; Philodinidae
Source: the annotation of a GenBank genome assembly